This is a messenger RNA of Ornithodoros turicata, 622 nucleotides long. RefSeq lists its product as uncharacterized. The transcript has 5 exons. NCBI's taxonomy places the organism in Eukaryota, Metazoa, Arthropoda, Arachnida, Ixodida, Argasidae. Bases 118 to 597 code for a protein of 159 amino acids. The record is from RefSeq and is a predicted model, not a curated record.
AAUCCAAGCACAGUCGAUGCCAGUUCCAGUUUGGUCUGCGGCGGUCGUUUGUCGGCAAGCGCAAAUUCAUUCUACACAAUUUAGUGUGUAACUGCUUUAACGUGGAAUCUUAUUGCAAUGUCAUCAGAUAGUUCCGACGAAGAGGAAUCUGCCAGGCUACGAGAAGCAGCUGUUUCGUCAUCCUCGUUGAAGAGCAAAGCUUCUCGCAUGAGAGGGGAAGACAACGAAAAUUUUGAGUACAAGGAAUAUAUACAGAAAUGUCUGUUUGAAAAUAUUGAGAAGCAGAUUCUUGAAGUUCGAGGAGAUGAACCCCCUUGUAAAGGCACCGUAGAUUCAGGAAUCAGACUACUUUCUGACUCAACGGUGGACCUGGAUCCCACAUCCACCUCGACAGAGACAGCUUCUACGUGCAGAAAACGUCCGAAGCUGACCAGCGUGCCAGAAGCUACAGAAGAAAUGCUUGCCUCAGUAGCAGUGACGCCAGAGUGGGUCAUGAAGCAAUCUGGAACGCAUCCACCAGCCAAGGAAAGUACAGAUCACAUUAAACAUAAAAAGCGCAAGAAGAAAAAGGCGAAAUGUAAGGAAGAGACUACGUAAGCUAUAAAGGUACUCCCACGUGUGA